UAUCCCUAUAAAAUCUCAACCUUUGAGUUAUUCCAAACACGCGCACGCUCUCAUAUUCCCUCUCCACUGCUAAACGCCACUGUUGGAGCGGCCCAAUAGCGUCUUCGCUCUUUCUCUCUCUCUCGCUCUCUCGCGCUGCUUCUGAUCUCUCUGUGCUAGAGAUGGCACAGCAGACUGAUGAUUCCCAUAGUGCUGAGUUAGUGGGAAAUACUUUUCUUCAACAGUAUUAUCGUGUUCUCCAUGAAUCUCCUGAGGAUGUUCACAAAUUUUAUUCGGAAUCCAGUGUGUUGAGUCGGCCUGAUGCAGAUGGUGUGAUGACAUCAGUAACAACCAUGCAGGGCAUUAACGAGAAGAUAGUCUCCUUGGACUUCCAGAACUAUUAUACACAGAUUUUGACAGCUGAUGCACAGUUUUCAUAUAAGGAUGGUGUGAUUGUUCUAGUGACUGGUUGUAUAACGGGAAACAAUAAAGUGAAAAGAAAGUUUACUCAAUCUUUCUUUCUAGCCCCUCAAGACAAUGGGUAUUUUGUCUUGAAUGAUGUUUUUAGGUAUAUUGAUGAUGAGACGAGUAAUGAUGCUGAUGGAAGUUCUCAAGCACCUCCAUUCACUCCAAGUAUUGAGUCGACUGUUGUCACUGAUGAGUCCAUUCCUAUUCAAACUAUACCUCUGGAGUUGGAUUCUAAUAAUGGCAAUGAAGUCAGUCAAGUCUUGGAUAACGGGAAGGAACCAGUUGCUGAAGAAGGCAGUGUUGUUGAAGAACAAGGUCUUACUGACAAAGAAGUUGCUGCUGAGAAUCCAGCUGAUUCAACUCACAAUGUAACUCCUCCGGUUCCUGAGGCUGCUGUUCCUGUGGCUGCUGUUCCUCUAAGGGAGGAUGCUCCAAAGAAGUCCUUUGCAUCAGUGGUGAAUGCCUUGAACAAGAAUACUGCUCCAUUUCAUGUGAGAGCUGCCCCAACUAAACCUGUCAUACAGCCUCGAGCAACUGCAGUUCCUGAAGCACCAGCUCCUGUUAGCAACAAUGUUGUGGAAAAUAAUAACGACCCUGCAGUCAAGGCACAUGCCAUAUUUGUUGCAAAUUUGCCUAUGAGUGCAACUGUUGAAGAGCUUGAAAAGGUUUUCAAGGAAUUUGGUCCAAUCAAGCAUGAUGGAAUUCAAGUUAGAAGUAACAAGCAACAGGGAACAUGCUUUGGUUUUGUGGAAUUUGAAUCUGCGAGCUCCAUGCAGAAGGCACUUGAGGCAUCACCUAUCGUAUUUGCCAAUCGCAAAUUAUCCAUCGAAGAAAGACGAGCGAACAAUGAGAGAGGGAGGUUUUCAUCUGGAAGGAGUGGUUAUCGUAAUGACAAUUUCAGGGGCCGUGGCAACUAUAACGGAGGCCGUGGAUAUGGGAGAAAUGAGUUUGAGAAGCGUGGUGGCGAGUUCUCAGGUCGAGCUAGGGUGAAUAAUGGACCCAAUGCCAAUGCAGAAGCUUACCAAAGGUCUUAUCCAAAUGGGGGAGGAAAAGUUGCAAGGCAAACAGUCAAGGUGGCAUAAUGUAGGUUGGCUUUGAUCUUGUCUACUGAGUUCUAUUUAUAGGGAGAGAUUUUAUAUCUAAAACAAUGAGAUAUAGAGAUUUUUUAUUUUUUAUUUUUAUUUUUUAUAUAUUAUCAAAGGCCGGAUUCCUUAGGUUUUGGACUGGAUGAUUUGGGAGAGUUUUUUGGUGGGAUUUGUGUUUUUUAAAUCUUUUCUCCUUUUGUUUUUCUAGUGCAUUUUUGUUUUUUGUCUUUUUUUUUUCUUUUUUUUUAUAAAUGUGAAUUAGGUAAUUUCAAAUUGUUGCUUUAAAGUCCUCCAAUUUGCUCCCUUCUCUUCUCUGUCAA
Molecule: messenger RNA, 1852 nt
Organism: Ziziphus jujuba (common jujube)
Lineage: Eukaryota; Viridiplantae; Streptophyta; Magnoliopsida; Rosales; Rhamnaceae
Product: nuclear transport factor 2
Exons: 9
Coding region: 162-1529 (455 amino acids)
Cellular component (GO): cytosol; ribonucleoprotein complex
Molecular function (GO): mRNA binding
Source: RefSeq, a predicted model, not a curated record